AAGAAGGAGAAGGAGAAGAAGAAGAAGAAGGAAGAAGAAGGAAGAAGAAGGAAGAAGAAGACGACGAAAAUCAAAGAGUUUAUAUACGAGGAGAGAAUGUAGAUGUACGUAUAGAGUCAUGGCCGAGGACGACCUGGAACCGUUACCAAGACUUUUCGAGACCAGUCUCUUUCGAACGCUCGUCGGCAAGCCUCGGAAGAGAAUUACAAACUACGAAGGAAUAACGAUAACAGCUUGUUUAUCAAUCAUAGAUCAUCGAUAGAUCGUUAUUAACGUGAGAUAAAUAUAUAUAUAUAUAUAUAUAUAUAUAAAAUUAAAUUGUUCGAAUUUUUCGUGUGAAAUAAAACGGAAGAAGAAAGAGAGAGAGAGAGAGAGAGAGAUCGUCGUUCUUUCUUUCUUAAAAAAAAAAAAAAAGAAAAAAAAAGGAAGGAGAAAAUACAAGAAACGUAGAAACAAACAAAAAGAGAGAUAAGAAAGGAAGAGAGAGAUCGAGAGAACAAAAUCCCACAAAAAGAUGAGGCUAAUUCACCGUUUGCUAGUUCUACUCUUUCUACGAGAGGCAUACGCUGCGGUAGCUAGGAAACCGCCAGCUUUUUCAAAGCCAGUCUAUUCAAAUGCCUAUCUUCCGGCAGCUAUGCAGGUCAUUUUCCAUGCGGUUGAACAACUAAAAGCUAUUCAAGCGGAGGAAACAACUCCCACGACGAGUAUUUCCUCUUCUACUGUUGAAACGAAUCAAGGAACAACAUUAUCCACCGUAAUCGAGGAUAAUUUUAAGGAAACAGAAAUAAUGGAAAUGGCUGAAACUGCAACGGAAAUGAUUAAUAACAAGAAAACAUUAACUAACGUAGAACAUUACGUUUCAACUUUGGCAACUAUGAUGGACGAUCGGGAUCAGGAAUUUCUUGAAAUGCACGAGGAGACACCGGAAAUGAAUUAUGCAACUCCGGAAACUAAUUACGAGAAACCGGAAACGGUCGUACAGUUUAAAGAAAUUAAUCAAGAACUUCCGGAAAUAAAUGAGGAGGAAUCGAACGUCGUACCUACGACAACCCCGGUAUCACUUACGAAAGAUUCCAAAAUUCAAAAUCAACCUAGUAUUGAUAGCAUUGUCGAAGGGAUCUAUGAAAUAAUAAAGCCUACCUCGACGGAGAUCUAUGAUGAUCUAUCGGACGAUAAUUAUGACGAUAACAUUAAAAUGGAAAAGAUCGAAGAGGAGGAUGAUGAAAACAGGUUCACAAUGCUUGGCGAAAAAGUGACACAAGUACCAAGGCCGAGCCUGAGCAACUACUUAAAGCGUGUCAAAGCAGAGCCCAAGGCAUCUUUGAUACAGCUAGCUUCACUCUACGAUGCCCUUGGGAAGGAUGCUAGAAAACAGGGUUAUGGUAAGUACUUUGGAUAUUCCGACGAGGUUCUCCAGGUGCUCGAUACAUCGGCCGAAGGUGGUAUCGGGCCUCAAUUGAACAAGUUAUUGAACAAGAUCCUUGAAAGGAACGAACUCACCAGGGAAGACGCCAAAAACAGGACGAAACUCGUAAUACGAGAUCUCGAAGAACCUACCAGUGUACUUAGCAACGAUCUUAGAAAUCUUUUACCUCUUCGCUUUUCCUUUUCUUAAAAUGUUCUUUUACUUUUGAUCUUCUAUUUUUCUUUCCUUCCUUCCUUCCAUCCUUCCUUCUGCUAAUAAAAGAAAAAAAAAAAGAAAAAAAAGAAAAAAAAAGGAAAAAAAGAAAAAAAAAGAAGUAAAUCAUUUGACCCUCGCAAUCUGUCCAAUUAAAAGAAAAAGAGAUAGAGAGAAAGACGUAAAAAUCUAUUAUAUAUAUCUCAAUUCUCUUUAUUUUACGAUUCAUUCAUUUAUCCGAAGUAUCCAUCUCUCACCACCAUCGCUACUUCCCCAUCAUCAAGCCUUCCCAUCCGCCCCCGUCCUCCUCUCCGCUUCUAUUUUAACCAUUUUUGAAUGAAAAUAUAUUUUAAUUAUUUCGAAUGAAAAUAUAUUCUCAUAGAUUCAACCUCAUCGAUCAUCGAUAGUCUUUCUACGCUAACCGUACAUGCGGUUAACAGGUUAAAAUUUAAUAAAUUUAUCAAUCGUAAAGAUUAAAAAGAAAAAUUAAAGAAAAAGAAAAAGAAGAAGAAGAAGAAGAAGAAGAAUAAUAUUAAAGUCGCCCUGUCGAGAGCAAGUGCCUAUUUAAUGUGUUUCAUCGAAAAUGACAAAGGGCUGAAACGUGAUUCGAAUCGUUUCAACCAUCUGUCUGUGGUUACUGAGAGAAAGAAAGGAAAAAAAAAAAAAAGAAAAAGAAAAAAAAAAGUAAAAAAGAAAAAGAAAGAAGAAAGUACAUUAAAACUCAUCCGUAGAAAUAUGAUAGGACUUUGAUCUAGGCUACUGCGAAUUAGUGUCCCUUCGUGACCGGGAAACGAAUUGGUUAGGGAAACCAAAAAAUUACUCUGAUGCUUCUCGACAUUUUAUGGCAGGUUGCAUGCGAUGCAUAAGUCCGAAUGCGAUUGAUCAAUUUUUUUUUAACCUACUCUUUUUCAACAUUUUCCUCUUCUUCUUCUUCUUUAUUCUCUUUUUUUAAUUUUUUUUAUUUCAUAAGCCCUCUGGCCUAAU
Messenger RNA from Vespa crabro (European hornet), 2602 nucleotides. RefSeq lists its product as uncharacterized. The transcript is spliced from 4 exons. The coding region runs from base 515 to 1615 and encodes 366 amino acids. NCBI's taxonomy places the organism in Eukaryota, Metazoa, Arthropoda, Insecta, Hymenoptera, Vespidae. The record is from RefSeq and is a predicted model, not a curated record.